Molecule: messenger RNA, 419 nt
Organism: Zophobas morio
Lineage: Eukaryota; Metazoa; Arthropoda; Insecta; Coleoptera; Tenebrionidae
Product: small ribosomal subunit protein bS18-like
Exons: 6
Coding region: 12-398 (128 amino acids)
Biological process (GO): mitochondrial translation
Cellular component (GO): mitochondrial small ribosomal subunit; ribosome
Molecular function (GO): structural constituent of ribosome; small ribosomal subunit rRNA binding
Source: RefSeq, a predicted model, not a curated record
UAAAUAUUAUUAUGUUUGGUAUCUCUAAAGUCCCAUCUUUCUUUAACAUUACUUUACUUAACAAAAAUGUUGGCUUUAGUGUAUACUCCGUAUUGGCAAGACCUUCAAGCGCUUAUUAUAAAAAUGAUUUAUCCCAAGUCUAUAGGGGGCGUUAUCAAGCCAUUUAUAAAAAGAAAAAAGUUUGCCCGAUAUGUCCUAAUAACAUAAUCAUAGAUUACAAGGAUGGAAGAUUACUUUCACAAUUUUUAUCCGACGCUUCUGGAAGGAUCCUGCCUAGUUCAGUGACAGGCACUUGCAGGGCGAGCCAGAGAAAAUUAGCUAAAGCGAUCAGGAAAGCCAGAGCUGUCGGAUUGUUAGCUUUUACGUAUAAACUUCCGCAAUACUUCCAUGAAAAGUAAAAUGAAAAAUUAGUUUCCGCG